Molecule: messenger RNA, 1113 nt
Organism: Acomys russatus (golden spiny mouse)
Lineage: Eukaryota; Metazoa; Chordata; Mammalia; Rodentia; Muridae
Gene: Slc25a16
Product: solute carrier family 25 member 16
Exons: 9
Coding region: 106-1098 (330 amino acids)
Biological process (GO): transmembrane transport
Cellular component (GO): mitochondrial inner membrane
Source: RefSeq, a predicted model, not a curated record
CGCCCGCGCGGCGGCCGGGGCUCCUGUCAGAGCCGGCUCCAGCCAUGGUGCUGCCCAGUGUUUUGUAAGUUGGCAGCGGAGGCUCGGGACGUGGCGCAGGUCCCGAUGGCGGCGGCGGCGGCCCUGGCGGCUGCGGCCGACCCUGCACCCGCGGUGCCGCAGGCGGCAGGGAACGGAGGCCCGACCUCGCGCCGAGACUUCUACUGGCUGCGUUCCUUCCUGGCUGGAGGUAUUGCCGGAUGCUGUGCCAAAACCACAGUUGCCCCUUUGGAUCGAGUAAAGGUUUUAUUACAAGCUCACAACCACCAUUACAAACAUUUAGGAGUACUUUCCACGCUGCGUGCUGUUCCCCAAAAAGAAGGCUACCUUGGACUGUAUAAGGGGAAUGGCGCCAUGAUGGUUCGCAUCUUCCCCUACGGUGCAAUCCAGUUCAUGGCGUUUGAGCACUAUAAAACGUUCAUUACUACAAAGCUGGGAGUUUCUGGUCAUGUGCACAGAUUAAUGGCUGGAUCCAUGGCAGGCAUGACAGCGGUUAUCUGCACUUACCCCCUUGAUGUGGUUAGGGUGCGCCUAGCUUUCCAGGUGAAAGGAGAACACACCUAUUCAGGGAUCAUCCAUGCAUUCAAGACAAUUUACGCAAAGGAAGGUGGCUUCCUUGGAUUCUACAGAGGGCUGAUGCCUACUAUACUAGGAAUGGCUCCAUAUGCAGGUGUUUCCUUUUUCACCUUUGGUACCUUGAAGAGUGUUGGGCUUUCCUAUGCUCCCACCCUGCUUGGCCGACCUUCGUCUGACAACCCUAAUGUCUUAGUUUUGAAAACUCACAUAAACUUACUUUGUGGUGGUGUUGCUGGAGCAAUAGCACAGACGAUAUCCUACCCAUUUGAUGUGACUCGUCGGAGAAUGCAGUUAGGGACAGUCCUACCGGAGUUUGAAAAGUGCCUUACGAUGCGGGAGACUAUGAAGUAUGUCUAUGGGCACCAUGGGAUUCGGAAAGGACUGUACCGCGGCUUAUCUCUGAACUACAUCCGCUGCAUUCCCUCGCAAGCUGUGGCUUUCACAACCUAUGAACUUAUGAAGCAAUUUUUUCACCUUAACUAAGAAAAAAAUUAUGAU